AUGGAGAAACAGUUGUAAAAUGUUUAGCACAGGGGUAUUUUUGUAGUUUUAUUAAAAAAAAAGAUUGAUUAAAGAAAACUGAAAUAGCAGCACGCUGCACGCGUAAGAUUGACGAACAAUCUCUCUCCUCUCUCUGCGCACCAGCCAGUCGCACCACCCCCUCUCCAUCUGAAGCUGCGCCACCGCACCAUACACCAUACACCGUGCACCAUACACCGUACUUUUUGAGUCGUACUCUGUGUGAGUGGGCCAACAUCAACAAGUGAAAGGCCUGAGAGUCCACGGCAGAGUUACCACCGCCCACCGGCCAAUCAAAUAUAUCUCUGUUUGCCGACCUCUCUCCAUAGACAACUCCCAAUUCAGGAAUCUGGUAGAUUACUUGCUGGAGAAAAGGGUCUCGCUUGAUUAAGUGCUCUAUAGAAGAUUCUUAGAGUGAGACAGCAACAUAUGAUUUCACAAGUUGCAUAUCUUUAUCCAGUAAAGACCUUGAUUGGUGCAACUCAAGAGCUUGAACUUGAUUCAUUUCCGAGUGGGAGUAGAUCAGGGACUCCUGGGGGAAAUAUAGAUGAGAACAAAUCAAGAAACCAAGGAACCUUGACUAUAUCUAGGGUGCAGUUAAAUAUGCUUCCUUUUACGCAGAUGACAUUUUUCACUGAUAAGAAGCAGAUCCAGGGAUCGACGACUGCUCUAGGAUACGUCGCCCAUGUCAUCUCACUCAUAGCUUCAUACCUACACGUGCCUUUACGUUAUCCUUUGCGUUUGGGUGGUUCUCAUUCAUAUAUCAAAGACUGUGCAGUGUUUAAUAAUCCAACAUCAUCAGGAUCUAACUCAACUUCCUUGGCUGCUGAAAAUAAGAAGUGUUUGGAAUUUCCACUUUUUUUAGAUGGGCAAGAUGCAACCAGAGCAGCUUAUGCAAUAUUUCUUUUAAACAAGGACAUAUAACAAUUGUUGAAUUAUGUUGGGAUUGAAAGCUUAGGGCCUCGACAUGUAUUGGCUAAUCUGAAGGAGCUCUUUAAAACCAAACUCUCGCCAGAGUUUAUAGAAAGUGACUGACACCAAACCUUCUUGUAAGCUUAGUAUAGUUUUUGUAAAUACAUUUAGAUUUAUUUUCAUACCGGGUGCCUUUUCAUUUUUUUUAUUAUCAUUGAGCACCUUAAAAAACUCAAAACAUAAAGAGAUGUGUAUUCUUUGUGAAGCCAACAUAGGAUUGGCGUUGUCACACAUGCCAACAACUGAAAUUUGCAUUCUUUUUUGUGUAGAGUAGUGUUAUUAGGUCUGGCGCUGUAUGAAUUUCUGUAUACAACUGAGAUAUCCAAAGGAUAGGCAGAAGAAUAGAGUAGUAUUUUGAUGAGAAUGAACAUAGUAAUGUUCUUGAUGUAGCAGAUUAUGAAUGUUAAUAAUUUCAUGACUCUAAUUACUUUACAAUUAUCUUUA
This is a messenger RNA of Beta vulgaris subsp. vulgaris (sugar beet), 1434 nucleotides long. Its product is annotated as vacuolar protein sorting 38-like. Gene Ontology annotation, molecular function: SNARE binding. Lineage: Eukaryota; Viridiplantae; Streptophyta; Magnoliopsida; Caryophyllales; Amaranthaceae. Gene Ontology annotation, biological process: SNARE complex assembly. Gene Ontology annotation, cellular component: endosome; lytic vacuole. The record is from RefSeq and is a predicted model, not a curated record.